Molecule: messenger RNA, 1319 nt
Organism: Sipha flava (yellow sugarcane aphid)
Lineage: Eukaryota; Metazoa; Arthropoda; Insecta; Hemiptera; Aphididae
Product: RISC-loading complex subunit tarbp2-like
Exons: 2
Coding region: 102-1154 (350 amino acids)
Source: RefSeq, a predicted model, not a curated record
GUUUAACCACUAGUAGUAUCACUUAAACUCUUAUCACGUGAGGUUUAUUAAACCCCAACACACUAACAAAGGGUUAAAUAUCCAAAUAUUUAAUAUUGGCAAUGAAAAGAUCAAAGUCUGACGAACUAUUCAUUAAAACUUCGAAAUCGAAGAUGAAUCAAUUUGUAAGGUUAGAUCUACAAGCUCACAUAAGUUCAUUGAACAAGACACCUGCUUCUAUUGUGCAGGAAUAUGCGGCCAAAAAUCAUCUUGUACCCCAAUAUAACAUCAUACAUAAUGGCAUUUCACAAAGUAAAGUUACCUUUAAAUAUAGCUUGGCGUUGGGAAAUUAUGAAACUGUAGGUGAAGGAUCCUCUAAAAAAGAAGCUAAACAUGAAGCUGCUUUAAAAAUUCUUAAACUAAUGAUUAAAGAUAAUCCACAGUUAUUAGAAACGGAGUUUAAACAUUGGGAUUUUGAUAAUCAUGUGGUAUCUCCUUUUGACAACAAUAUCAAAGUUAAUGCUAUUGGUCAAUUGAAUGAAAUUUGUGCUAAUAAUAAGCUGGCAUUGCCUGAAUUUCGUUUAGUUCGAGAAGAAGGUCAAGCACAUGCAAAACUAUUCACUAUUAGUUGUCAUUUAUCUAAAAUGGUUGAAAUAGCUACACACAAAACCAAGAAACAGGCCAAGCAUUUGUCAGCAGUUCAGAUGGUAAAAAGAUUUCAGUCUCUUGAACAAUCAUUGGUGAUGGAACCUGAGAAGCAGAACACUGACUCUUUAAAGGUCUUAGAUCAAGUUGAACUUAUUAAAACAGAUUUUGUGAGAAAAAAUGGACCCAUAGAUGAAAAUGUAUCUAAUUAUCAUUUAUUGUUUAAACAAACUGAAUGGUUAAACACUGAGACUCUUGAUAAUGUUGUUAAACAGUAUGUAACUAAAGGACAAUUAAACAUAAGUAAUCCUCUUGAAGUGUUAAACACAAUCGUCGAAGAAUGUGGAAUGAUUUUGGUCGAAAAAGUCAUGAAUAAAACAAAUAUAUGUACAACUUUUAAUCAAUUGGUUUUAGGUAUAGAUAAUGUAUAUCCACCAAUUUUUGGUAUUGGUUUGAAUAAUGAUAUUAAUCUAGCUAAAAAUAUGGCUGCCACUCAUUUGCUUGAAAAUAUUUGUAUUCUAUCAAUAUAAGAGUAUUUUAUUGAUCUAUUUAUGGAUAUAAGUAAUAAGAAUAAAUUUGCCACUCUUUUAUUUUUCUUAUAAAAUUUUAUUUUUUAAGCCUAAAUAGAAGUAUUUGUAAAACUUUAUUGCUCAAAGUUUAGUGGUACUAGAAGUGUUCAUAUUUGUUAGUAUGUC